AUGGCCGCCCUCAUCGCCGAGAACUUCCGCUUCCUCUCCUUGUUCUUCAAGAGCAAAGAUGUGAUGAUUUUCAAUGGUUUGGUGGCCCUGGGCACAGUGGGGAGCGAGGAGCUCUUCUCAGUUGUUGCCUUCAACUGCCCCUGCUCCCCUGCCCGCAACUACAUCUAUGGGCUGGCUGCCAUCGGUGUCCCAGCCCUGGCCCUCUUCCUCAUUGGUGUCAUGUGGAACAACCACACCUGGAACCUGGUGGCCGAGUGCCACAAGCGUGGCACCAAGAACUUCUCUGCUGCUGCCACCUUCCUCCUCUUCGGCUCCAUCCUGGGCCGGGCGUCUGUAGCACCCAUCACUUGGUCAGUCAUCUCACUGCUGCGUGGGGAAGCUUACAUCUGCGCCCUCAGCGAGUUUGUCAAGCCAUCCUCCCUGGACAAGUUUCCGGCUGAGUAUGGGGCCGAGGUGCUGGCCAAGUUCCCUUGUAGGGAUGUCCCUGCAAACCUCACCAAGUCCAGGGACGAGGUGACACGGAGGCUGAGAUAUGAGUCCCAGCUCUUCGGCUGGCUGCUCAUCGGCAUUGUCGCCAUCCUGGUUUUCCUCACCAAGUGCCUGAAGCACUGCUGCUCGCCGCUGAGCUACCGGCAGGAGUCCUACUGGGCCCAGUACCGCUCCAACGAGGACAAGCUCUUCCGACGCACGGCCGAGGUCCACUCCAGGAUCCUGGCAGCCAAGAAUGUGAAACAAUUCUUUGGCUUUGUGGCACUGGACAAGGAGGAGAAGGAGCUGGUGCAGGAGUUCCCGGUGGAGGGUGUCCAGCCGAGCCCCCAGUGGAAUGCCAUCACAGGUGUCUACAUCUACCGGGAGAACAAGGGCUUCCCCCUCUACAGCCGCCUCCACAAAUGGGCCAAAGGGGUGGAAGGGAACGGGCCAACCCCAGAAGGCCACGAACUGCUGUUUUUAGCUUCCUAA
Messenger RNA from Cinclus cinclus, 960 nucleotides. RefSeq names its product calcium homeostasis modulator family member 2 (gene CALHM2). The record is from RefSeq and is a predicted model, not a curated record. The coding region runs from base 1 to 960 and encodes 319 amino acids. Lineage: Eukaryota; Metazoa; Chordata; Aves; Passeriformes; Cinclidae. Gene Ontology annotation, molecular function: monoatomic cation channel activity. The transcript is spliced from 2 exons.